Molecule: messenger RNA, 1084 nt
Organism: Notolabrus celidotus (New Zealand spotty)
Lineage: Eukaryota; Metazoa; Chordata; Actinopteri; Labriformes; Labridae
Gene: btf3
Product: basic transcription factor 3
Exons: 6
Coding region: 131-619 (162 amino acids)
Cellular component (GO): cytosol; nascent polypeptide-associated complex
Source: RefSeq, a predicted model, not a curated record
CGUCACUUCCUGCCUCCUCUCUCUUCCUUCCAUCUUGCUCGCGCAUGUGUCUGCUGUUAGUGUACAGGUCAGUGAGGAGCUUUAAAUACCUUCUUCCCUGCACUGUUUCCCCUCGAUACGUCAACCAGAGAUGAGAGAAGCAGCCAUGAAUCAAGAAAAACUUGCUAAACUGCAGGAACAAGUCCGCAUCGGCGGAAAGGGCAGUGCUCGCAGAAAGAAGAAGGUCGUACACAGAACAGCCACCGCAGACGACAAGAAGCUCCAGUUCUCCCUAAAGAAACUCGGUGUCAACAAUAUCUCUGGCAUUGAGGAGGUCAACAUGUUUACAAAUCAAGGAACAGUCAUCCAUUUCAACAACCCCAAAGUGCAGGCCUCCCUCGCCGCCAACACCUUCACCAUCACCGGCCACGCUGAGACCAAACAGCUGACUGAGAUGCUUCCGGGCAUCCUGAACCAGCUGGGAGCAGACAGCCUGACGAGCCUCAGGAGACUCGCUGAGACUCUACCCAAACAGGCUGCAGAUGGAAAAGCGCCAAUCGCCACAGUAGAAGAAGAGGAUGAUGACGUUCCAGAUCUGGUGGAGAACUUCGAUGAAGCAUCGAAGGACGAGGCUAACUAGAGGAAACGAGGGACUCCCUGAAGUGUCAGAACCUGACAGGACCAUGAGGGGAACAAGAAGUUUUUCUGUCUAUUUGAAGAGGUGGAAAGUUAAAAAUACCUGAGAGGAAUCUGCCAACAUACAGCGCUGAGCGAUCUGUAUUAUGUCCAACAUCUGAACAAAGUACGUAGGUACUCUUAAAAUGAAUAAUUCGAGUCACUUUCUAGAACUAGAACUAAGAGGUAUUAAAAAGCAGAGGCAGGAGUUUUGAAACGUGAGGAAUUUUAGUGAUGAUUCCACCUCCGUGUCCAUCAGACUGUGUAAAUGCUUGUUGUGCUCUGUGGUCUGUGUGUCCACUUAAGGAGAGGGAUGUGUAAAGUGUGUUCCUGUUGUACAUCUGUUUCCUCCUUGUUACUGAACCUUAACUGUCUGUGGCCUCACUCAAACCACCAUAUCUGGAAUAAACCUUUGCUACUGUCGAUACAC